Drosophila innubila is the source of this 462-nucleotide messenger RNA. RefSeq lists its product as uncharacterized. NCBI's taxonomy places the organism in Eukaryota, Metazoa, Arthropoda, Insecta, Diptera, Drosophilidae. The transcript has a single exon. The coding region runs from base 16 to 390 and encodes 124 amino acids. The record is from RefSeq and is a predicted model, not a curated record.
UAUAUAUAUUCCACGAUGGCAAAGGAAGUUAUUACUACGGAUCAGUUGAAAUAUUAUCGUUUGGUAUCCAACAAUGAUCAAAGAUCGAAAGAUCGUUGGGUAAAAUGCUUCAGUUGGUAUCCGGGCCGGCAGACCAUCGAGUUUAGUCGUAUUCCUCAGAUCUACUGCGACAGUCGUCACAGAUAUGGUGAUGAGGUUUUUCUAAAAUACGCUCGUAGCAAACGGUUAAACAAUAAACAUACCAUUGUCAUCUCUCCUGAGGAUGCUGCAAAUGCAUUGGAGAAUGCUGAAGUCGAUAACGCUCCCAAUGUGAAUGGUGAAGCCAAGGUACCGCCUACAACUAACGGGGAAUAUGGGCGUUUCAAGCCGACCAAAAUGCACUAUUGCUAAACUCAAAGUGUUAAAGGAUUUAUAUUAUUGUAUUUUAAUACACUAUGGAAUUUAAUAAAUGCUUUAAGCAGA